This is a messenger RNA of Salmo salar (Atlantic salmon), 2768 nucleotides long. The record is from RefSeq and is a predicted model, not a curated record. Lineage: Eukaryota; Metazoa; Chordata; Actinopteri; Salmoniformes; Salmonidae.
UGUGUUUUCUCUUUUCUCUUCGUCUGUGGUCUUUGUCCUACACAAGUUCUCUUUACUCCGCUUAUGUCUUUCAUGCUUUGUGUGUGUUUGUGUGCAUAUGUUCGUGCACCCAUACGUCCAUAUGUCCCAUGUUCUCUCUGUCUCCCCCUCUCUCUUGCCAUCUCCCACUAGUCUUUCUGGUUUAACAGAAAAACUGAUAAGUAUAGAAUACCUACAGAGGUUAGAGAGUGUGGUUCGAGCACAACGAGACAAACACCCAUAGUGUGUCGAUGGCACCAGUCAGAUGAUCUGCAGUGCAGUGGACAGCCCCCGUAAGGGGAACUGUACUUUCCGCUCUUACUAUGCUGUGUGUGGUGUUGCCUCAUCUGGUGACAUCGGAAUCAUGUGAGCAGCGUGAAUAUAAUAUGAUCUGGCCAUUGUCAGAUGAGACACUUCAGGGGAUACCUCUCUUUCUCACAAAACUUGUCAGUGUUAGAGCAGAGGACCGGAGACUAAAGACAGAUCUCUCUAGACAGACAUGGAUUUGGACCUGGGAGGGAUAUUUCUAGAGAAUAGCACCUAUAACUACGAUGAGGACUAUGUUUAUAAAGAGGAAUGCUCCCCUGAAGAUGGCGUUGGGGUGCGUUUUGGCACGGUGUUCCUCCCGAUGCUCUACUCUCUGACACUGGUCCUGGGGCUAGUGGGUAACGUGCUGGUCCUGGUGGUUCUGGUCCAGAAGAGGCGGAGCUGGAGCGUGACGGACACCUUCAUCCUGCACCUGGGCUUGGCCGACACUCUGCUGCUGGUCACGCUGCCCCUGUGGGCUGUUCAGGCCACUAGGGAAUGGAGCUUCGGGACCCCCCUCUGCAAGAUCACUGGAGCUAUAUUCACAAUCAACUUUUACUGUAGCAUCUUCCUGCUGGCCUGCAUCAGUCUGGACCGCUACCUGUCCGUGGUCCACGCAGUCCAGAUGUACUCUCGCAGGAAGCCCUGGAUGGUGCAGGCCAGCUGCCUGUCCGUGUGGCUUCUCUCCAUCCUCCUCUCCAUCCCCGACUGGCACUUCCUGGAGUCUGUGAGGGACACCAGACGAGACAAACAGGAGUGUGUCCACAACUACCCGUCUCUCUCCCAGUCUGGGUUUGACUGGCGUCUUGCCUCCCGCCUGCUCUACCACACGGUGGGCUUCCUCCUCCCAUCUGUCAUGCUGCUCUUCUGCUACUCCUGCAUCCUGCUGCGGCUGCAGCGCGGCUCCGUUGGCCUCCAGAAGCAGAGGGCUGUCCAGGUCAUCCUGGUGUUGGUGCUGGUCUUUUUCCUCUGCUGGACGCCCUACAACAUCACCCUAAUGGUGGGCACCUUUCAGGGGAGACCUGGGGAGCCUGUUUCUGGGUCCUAUGAGAAUGGGAGGACAGCUCUGGAGAACAGUCUGGUGGUUACGUUCGCUCUAGCCUGCCUGCACGCUUGCCUCAACCCAGUGCUCCAUCUCGGCCUGUGUAGAAACUUCCGGCGACACGUGCUGGAUAUGAUGAGGUGUGUUGAGGGGGUGCAGAACGAUCCGAAACUCUCACUGUGGGAUUCAGGUGUGGUUGAAGACUCACCUGACCUAGCAGAGGAGAAGGGGACGUUGAACCCAAUAACAACCAUGGGACAGGUACAGUCCACCCAGAGCUGAUGGGUAGGAAGAGGAUCCUAAUGACUAAUAUUGUAUGUCUUCCUGCCUUGAGGGGAAGUUGAUAUAUGGGUCAUGGGUCUGGGGAUUGGUGGAUGACCAUAACCUGUGUCAUGAGAGAAAGACAUGCAUUGUAGAAAGCCCCGUAUGAGGACUGCUUUCUUUGAAUUGCACUUUAAUGGAAAACGCUCAGACUAAAUGUAUAUUUGUAUAAAGUCAGUCGGUUGUCUGAUCUUCACGUUUUGUUUUACCUAUCGAUGUCGUCCGGCUCUGUAGAAUCUGUUGGAAAGAUUCAUACAAUAAUUAUUCAAACCUACAAACUUUUAUUUGGCUCUAUACUCCAGCAUUUUGGAUUUGAGAUCAAAUGUUUUAUAUUAGGCGAUGGUACAGCAUGUCACCUUUAUUUGAGGGUGUUUUCAUACGUAUCUGUUUUACUGUUUAGAAAUGAAUGCACUUUAUGUAUCUAGUCCCCCUAUUAGAAGGUGUCAUAAGUAUUUGGACAAAUUCACUUUAGUGUAUUACAUUUUGUCAAAAGUUUAGUAUUUGGUCCCAUAAUUCUAGCACACAAUGACUACAUCAAGCAUGUGACUCUAGAAACUUGUUGGAUGCAUUUGCAGUUUGUUUUGGUUUUGUUUCAGAUUAUGUUGUGCCCAGUAGAAUUUCAUGAUAAAUAUUGUAUUGUGUCAUUCUGCAGUCACUUUUAUUAUAAAUCAGAAUAGAAUGUGUUUUCUUCUAUAUUAAAGUGGCUACCAUGAUUACAGAUAAUCCUGAAUCAAUCGUGAUUAAUGAUGAGUAACAAAGUUAGAUGCACAAAGAUCAUGCCCCCAAGACAUGCUAACCUCUCACCAUUACCAAUAACGGGAGCAUAGGAUUUUCUUAGGAAUAUGAUAUUUAUAUAUCUGUAACUUUCUCACUCAAUAUUAUUCACGAUUCAUUCAUAAUUAUCUGUAUGAAGAAAUCCCAAACUUUUCUCACGUAAUAUUAAAGUUUUAGUAGGACUUGUGUAUGUUACUGUUCUAUUGUGUAACUAUAAUGUUAUAUUUUCCAAUUAUAUACUGUUAUUUUAUUUUUCCAUUACUGUAUAUAAUUAAUAAAUAAGAGUAUGUUUACCUUUUUACAACAA